This is a messenger RNA of Poeciliopsis prolifica (blackstripe livebearer), 3294 nucleotides long. It is a transcript of the gene slc2a2, whose product is annotated as solute carrier family 2 member 2. Bases 75 to 1586 code for a protein of 503 amino acids. Lineage: Eukaryota; Metazoa; Chordata; Actinopteri; Cyprinodontiformes; Poeciliidae. Gene Ontology annotation, biological process: monosaccharide transmembrane transport. The transcript is spliced from 12 exons. The record is from RefSeq and is a predicted model, not a curated record. Gene Ontology annotation, molecular function: hexose transmembrane transporter activity. Gene Ontology annotation, cellular component: membrane; brush border.
AGAGUGGACACUGUGUGAUCAGGCAUGUAGAUUUCAUUGAUCAUUACCAGCCUCAAGGGAACACUCGACGCAUCAUGGAGGCAGGAAAGCAACUCACAGGUACGCUGGCUAUCGCAGUGUUCACAGCAGCUCUGGGUUCCCUGCAGUACGGAUACAGUCUGGGAGUCAUCAAUGCACCCCAGGAGGUCAUUGAGAAGCACUAUGCUCUGUCUUUGGGUGUGUCAUACGAGAAGUCAGCACUGCCAGAAAACAUCACAGAGGAAGAAAGUUCCCAAAACGAACAAAAGCAUCCUUCCGUGGUGAUGUACUGGUCACUGUCGGUGGCCAUCUUCUCCAUUGGCGGGAUGGUGUCUUCCUUCCUGGUGGGAUUUAUCGGAGACUUGAAAGGAAGGGUAAAGGGCAUGCUGAUGAUCAACAUUCUGGCUAUAGCGGCUGGACUGCUGAUGGGUCUGUCCAGGAUGUGGAAGCCCCACAUCAUGGUCAUCACGGGCCGCGCCAUAAUGGGCUUCUACUGUGGUUUAACAUCUGGACUGGUGCCGAUGUAUAUCGGAGAAAUUGCACCUAAAGCUUACAGAGGAGCUCUGGGAACAUUACAUCAGUUGGCCAUUGUAGUUGGCAUCCUCCUCAGCCAGGUAAUAGGUUUGGAAUUUGUCCUCGGUAACGAUGAAAUGUGGCACGUGCUGCUUGGUCUGUCUGGAGCUCCUGCGAUAUUACAGUCCAUUUUGUUGCCGCUUUGCCCCGAGAGUCCACGCUACCUUUACAUCUUGCUGGGCAAAGAGCAGGAAGCCCGGAAAAGUCUGCAUCGUCUGAAGGGAGCUUAUGAUCCUGCUCAUGAUCUGGAAGAAAUGAGGAGGGAGAAGGAAGAAGCAGACAAAGAGCCGAGGGUGUCGAUCCGUUCUUUGAUUGUCUCCUCUGUAUAUAGGGAGCAGCUGUUUGUUGCCCUCAUGAUGCACCUUUCACAGCAGCUGUCUGGCAUUAAUGCAAUCUUCUACUACUCUACAGCCAUCUUUGCCCAAGCUGGUGUCAGUCAGCCAGUCUAUGCCACGAUAGGAGUGGGGGUCAUCAACACGAUCUUUACUUUGGUGUCUGUUGCACUGGUCGACAGAGCCGGACGGCGCACUCUGACUCUGGCUGGUCUGGGAGGGAUGUGCUGCUGUGCUGUUGCCAUGACAGCCGGUCUCAAACUCCAGAAUGACUACGAGUGGAUGAGCAACGUCAGCAUGGCAGCCAUCUUCCUAUUUGUGAGCUUCUUUGAGAUUGGCCCUGGUCCUAUUCCUUGGUUCAUAGUGGCUGAACUGUUCAGCCAGGGUCCUCGGCCAGCCGCCAUCGCCCUUGCAGGCUGCUGCAACUGGACCAGUAACUUUAUCAUUGGCAUGACCUUCCCAUACAUACAGGCUUGGAUGGGCUGCUAUGUGUUCAUCCUGUUUGCCGUGUUGCUUCUCUGUUUCACCAUAUUUAUUUAUUUGCGGGUUCCUGAGACCAAGGGCAAAACAUUUGAGGAGAUUGCAGCCGUCUUCCAAAAGAAAAAAAGGAUCCCCAAAGACAAUGCUGAACUGGAGCAGCUCAAAUCGUCCAGCGAUGCUUAAGGCAGCAGCAGCUACAGUGACUGCAUGGCAGCAGUGCUACCAACUGCUCCACCAUUCGUCCCAAAGAGGUCAAAGAGGUCACAACCUCUUGACCUUAUUCACACGUUAUCGAGUUACAACAACACACUUUAAAGUGUUUUAUUAGUAAUGCAUAUGAUAGACUGGCUCAUAUCAGAGCAUGAUCGUGAAGGGAAAAGACGGAUAUGAUUGGUUUUUUGUUUUUGUUAUCAAAUUUUUGUGAGACCUACAUUUAUUUUCAGCCCCCUUGAUUAUCUCUUUGCUGAAUUGUUUGCAAUGCAAUAUUGUGGCCCUUUUUUUGUGAAAUGUCUCCAGAUCAGUCACAUUGGAUGACGAGCAACUUUAAAAAUCUUUUUUUCCAUUAUUAUCCAUUAUUAGGUAGCAUGAAGCUAACUAAAUUUCAGGCUAACUAUGAAGUUAGUUCAUGCUAUGCCUGUGUAAUAUGUUCUUUGUGAUGUUGGUUCUUCACUAUUCAUUUCUAGGAAACCUCCGAGGCCUUCUCAUGACAGUUUAAUUUAUAGAUAGUUAUUGAUUAACUGACUUUUAUUUAGGUUUUUUAAAGUAAACGGGGCUGAAUACAAAUACAAACAAAACUUUUUUACAUGUUCAUAGUAGCGCUGUGCGUCGUUUUAUUUCCACAUCACUGUAAGGCACUACUUUCUGUCACCCCAUCUCAUAAAAUCCCAGUUAUGUAAAACUUUGUGUUUGUAAUAUGAAAAAAUAUUUUCGAAGAAGUACAGUUUGUUAAGGACAUAGUACAUUUAUUUUUAAUAAAUCCCUUUCCCGCUCCCUCCACUUUUUUUUUUACACAACACCAUCAGUUAAAUUUCACAAUGUUUACAUGUAACCAAAUAAAAAAUUUUAUUACCGUAAUGAAAGUAAAAGUUUAGUAUUAUAAGUAUUUUACAAUGACAACAAACCAGAUACCCACCAUAUGUGGAAGAACCGUUGUAAAGCUUGUUAAAGCUAAAUAUCUGUAAACUUAAAAUGGAAACAAUGCAUAGCAACAGUAACAUAUGCAUUAAUCAAUACAUUUGAGUCUUAAAGAAAAAACUACAAAACUGUUGUUGAAGGAGUGAGGACAUUGAACAAAAACUGUGCAAGCUCCAAUUACAGCAUUGUUAGCUUGUGUUGUGUGAUCAGCAAUAAAGCUUGUCUAAAUGAGGGAUAAUAUAAAAAGCAUAAAAACUGGAAGACAAAGCCGACAAGUAAAUGAAUUACAGUGCUCUGUCUAAAAUCUCCUGCAAAAUUUGACACGAUUCUUCCCUGUGUUGAAAAUUUUGAUAAAACUUCCAUUUAGUCACUGGAGUCAAAUGCAGUUUACUUGGACAGCUUCAAUUUGACAUUUAAAAAAAUGCAUUUAUUUCCCCUAAAUUGGUGCUUGAGGGUUGUGGUUUUCCAAGGGCAGAUUUAGUUUGAAUUGAGUUGAAAUGUAAAUUUUUUGAGUAACAUUCCAGAGGUUCUUCUGUCUUUGGGAGCAAAGUUCAGAAGCGUCUCUCAAUAUUUUAAAGAGACCUACUACCUUCCUACUUGCUAGAAAAGGAUAAACCUGACAGAAGAUUGCAGCUCAAUCUAACAAGGAAGAUAAUGCACAUUUCUGUUUAACGAAAAAAAAUAAUGUGAAAAUGUAAGCUUUCAAUAUUUCAUUUUCUGUAUGAAAAAACAAUAAAAACAUUUCUAUGGUACUUCA